ACGAGCGGAGGUCCCGAAGGGUCUGGUGCCGGAGCGGGGCGAGGGCGGCCCGACACCCUCUCCGCGUCUCCGGGUCUUUGUUCGCUGGUCGCGGGGAGGCGCGGCUCUGGGGAAGCCUGGGUACCAGCCAGGUCUGCCCUGCCCCGCAGAGCAAACAUGAAUGUUGGAGUUGCCCACAGUGAGGUGAAUCCAAAUACUCGUGUAAUGAACAGCCGGGGUAUGUGGCUAACCUAUGCAUUAGGAGUUGGCUUGCUUCAUAUUGUCUUACUCAGCAUUCCUUUCUUCAGUGUUCCUGUUGCAUGGACCUUAACAAAUAUUAUACAUAAUCUGGGGAUGUAUGUAUUUUUCCAUGCAGUGAAAGGAACACCUUUUGAAACUCCUGACCAGGGUAAAGCAAGACUUCUAACUCAUUGGGAACAACUGGACUAUGGAGUACAGUUUACAUCUUCACGGAAGUUUUUCACAAUUUCUCCAAUAAUUCUAUAUUUUCUGGCAAGUUUCUAUACGAAGUAUGAUCCAACUCACUUCAUCCUAAACACAGCUUCUCUCCUGAGUGUGCUUAUUCCCAAAAUGCCACAACUACAUGGUGUUCGGAUCUUUGGAAUUAAUAAGUAUUGAAAUAUUUUAAAACUGAACAAAAAAUUUUUACAGCUACUGAGUUUCCUGUAGGGAAGGAGUAGUUAGUAAACUGCACUGUUUCUGUGAUAAUGUGAAAUGAGAGGUAUUUGCAUUGGAGAACCAAUUGCUGGUUUUUCAUACGCUGUUUUGAAGUACGGGAUUAUAAAAGAUGCCUCUGUUUAAAGCAUCUGGUACAUUUCUGAAGAGAGGCUUUACUGGCAGGCUGGGCAGGCCCAGCUUAUAAAUUAAUGGCAGUACAGUGAGGGUGUGGUAGAUAAAUCCAAGGAAAUACAAGAUUUGUAAGGAAAUAGGACCAAUUUAAAAUGAAUGGGCAUUACGACAGAAAAAGAUAAUUUCCUAGCAGUCACAGUCAAUUUAAGCAGGCUCACACAUGAACCAGAAUCAUCUCUAUACGUGUUUGUUAUAAAUUGUUUUUAUUAGCAGAUGUGUUUCUCUUAUAUAAGAGGAUUUAUUGCCCUCUUGUUUCUAUAAGCCAGUUCCUACCUUAUGAGUAUGCUUUUUGGUUUUGCUGGCUCAAUGUUGUGUGUUGAUAGAUAAGGUCAGUUUUGUAUACAUUACAUUACAGAGUUCAUAAAGAUCCUCUUUCAUGACUGGGGAUAGAAGAUACCAGGUAUCUGACAGUCAGCCUCUGAGUAAGCAUUCUAAUUUUGGAACAGAGUGGGUUAUACUGCUUUUCUAGUCAUAAAGCUGCUAAGCCAAUUAAGAAAAUGAUUUAUUCAAGCAGUUAAAGCAUAUGGUAGUUUAAGUGUCUGCUUAUUGGAUUGAGCAACUUAAUUGGUAAAGCUAUCAUUCUUUUGGAAAGGAAAUAUAAAAUGGAUAGCUAUAUAGCCACCUGUGGUCUGGCAGAAAAUGCAGUAGUAACAAAGGGAGUAAUGGAGUCUUUUUUUUUUUUUUUUAAGUAUGCAG
Messenger RNA from Fukomys damarensis (Damara mole-rat), 1545 nucleotides. It is a transcript of the gene Ormdl1, whose product is annotated as ORMDL sphingolipid biosynthesis regulator 1. Bases 157 to 618 code for a protein of 153 amino acids. The record is from RefSeq and is a predicted model, not a curated record. Gene Ontology annotation, cellular component: endoplasmic reticulum membrane. The transcript has 4 exons. Gene Ontology annotation, biological process: intracellular sphingolipid homeostasis; ceramide metabolic process; negative regulation of ceramide biosynthetic process. Lineage: Eukaryota; Metazoa; Chordata; Mammalia; Rodentia; Bathyergidae.